AUGUCUCUCUAUAAAUUGGCUGAUGGUAUUCUGGAAACACAUGUCACGUGGCGAGAUGUUGAAGAAAAACUUCAGAAAAAGUUUGGAACGAAAGCGGCAUUCGGAGAGAAAAAAACGGCAAGAAAUAUAAGUGAUUUAAAAGGUUUCAUGUCCAAGAUUGCCUUAAUUGAACCGAACUGGCAAAACAUCGAAAAUGAUAAAAUAUUGCCAAACAAGUUCGCUGUAAAGAUCUCAUCCCAACUGCCGUUUUUAGAAUAUUCUAAAGUAUUAAAGAUAACUGAUGAAAAUGGUUACGAUGAUCAGAAAUUGACAUUUUUGGGUAAAAUACUGAGAGAAGCUCAUAAUCGAGAAGUGGAAACGUACAAACUUUUGGAGAGAUUCAAUCAUCCGGAUGUGCCGUAUACCAAGAUCUACGCAAUGAAAUCAUUCUCCGAUGAGUCUGACCUAAAAGGAUAUAUUCUCAUGAAAUACAUCCCAGACAUCCAUAUUACUUCAAUGUCUGAACAUAUAUCGGCUGAUGACCUAAUUCCGGUAAUUCGUGGUGUUGCAACUUUCGCGGCUCUCGGUCAUAACUUGUCUGAUUCCGAGAAACAAUUUGUUUUGGGACCUGAGUUCCUCGAAUAUUAUUUCAAUACGUUUCUUGAUCCGACUAGCCUGGAAUCAACUUUUGAACAUCUUCGUGUUGCGUUUUCGUUCUUGGAAUCAUCCGAAACAGACAAACUCUUCAAGAUUUAUCGACACUACAUUCAAAAUGUGAACAAAUUUACUAGAAUCUCUGAUCUUGUUGGUCUUCCAUUGAUAUUCAAUCAUGGGGAUUUAUGGCAAUCUAAUAUUCUUUAUAAAACUGAAAAUAGAGGAAAGCUGAAACUGAAGGCCAUAAUCGACUGGCAAGCGUUGUCGCUUUUACCUCCUGGAUUCGACAUGGCCAGAUUGUUUAUGGGAAGUCUCUCCCCGGAGGAUCGCCGUCAACGAACAUCAGAACUUCUCAUGAUCUACCACGAAACGUUCACUCAAUCGCUAGGAAUGGAAUUGUUUUCGCAUCAAGAGAUUAUCGACUCUUACAAUCUUCAUUUUCCUCUGAUGUCUCUCAUGGUUCUUCCUGGAUUGACACCAUUUCUUGAUGCUUCUCAUCUCUACGAACCAGAAAAAUCAGAAGUUCGAGAGAAAACCAAACGGAAUAUGCAAGCAAUAAUUGAAGAUGUUUUUGAGAAGCACGAGUAUAAUAUGGAAAAUUAUGCUGAUUUUAUGAAAAAGUGA
Caenorhabditis remanei is the source of this 1257-nucleotide messenger RNA. RefSeq lists its product as uncharacterized. Bases 1 to 1257 code for a protein of 418 amino acids. The record is from RefSeq and is a predicted model, not a curated record. Lineage: Eukaryota; Metazoa; Nematoda; Chromadorea; Rhabditida; Rhabditidae. The transcript has 6 exons.